GAGCUGAACAGGCAGACAGCAAGAGAACAGCUCACCGAGCAACUCAUUCAAGAAAACUUUGGAUUAUAUUCCUUCCUGCAAAAAAAAAAACUCUCUUUGGAUUAUCCCUCUCGCAACAGGAACCGGUCCAGAAUGGAGUUGGCUUACACCAUCGUGCUCCUCAUAAGUUAUAUGACCUUCCUUGGCUCCGUCAUGGCAAGAUUGGAAGUCAGUCUAGGAGACAAAAAAAAAUGGAAUCUAAUUAGGAUGACUCGAAUGAAGAGAGAGUUGAUGGCACAACUACCAAAUGAUGCAAUGAUUGAAGGUUCUUUUGUCAGAACUGAAGACACUAAGGAUUCUAUGGUGCCUCAAAGCAGCAAUGGCGCCCAUAUCCGUGUGAAGAGAUACCGUCACAGCUUCAGCAACUACCCUCAGAGUUCCUACAGGGGUUGCAAAUUCGGCACCUGCAUCGUUCACAACUUGGCCAACCAGAUCUACCAGUACACUGACAAGGACAAGGACAGCACAGCACCGGCCAGAAAAAUCAGCUCCCAGGGCUAUGGCCGCAGGAGAAGGUCUGUUCCUGAGAGAAGGCUUCUUCUGCCCGUGGUCAAUGGUAAAAUCCAACCAUGGUGGGUCAGCACCAGAAAUGCCCAGCAGCCCUUGGACAUUAACGUAGCAUCCAUGCACCAAGAAAGCAGCACGUUAGAGACCAAAGGCAAACUGCUACAGACCUUGUUGAGGACUUAAACCAAGAACUGAACUAGUGGAGGUGUUGUUUCUAAAAAAGAAUGAAGGUGAAAGCUAAGGCUCUCCUUUCUGUGGUCUAUGGAAUUCCUCGUUACCAGCUCAGUGAACCUUUAGAAAGGAUUGGGAAGAGGAUAGCAGGAGCCGACCGUGGCUGAUGAAGUAUUGUUGUAGUAAGCCGGGAGGUCAGAACAUGGUCUUCAAGUUUUCGCGAGGCAAAGUUGGGAAGACUGUGAAAUUUUCUUGUCCAAUGUAGGAUGUACAAUUUUGCACUUGUAAGGACCUUUGAAUAAGUGAGCACUGAUAGACCAUACCAAAAAAAAAAAAAACUUAUGGGGUUAUCGUGAACUUGGAAGCUUUCUGGUUAACCAGGUUCGUUCAUGGAGAUGUUGAAGCAAUAGUGAGUCACUCACUUGACCCUACUCUUGGGUCGAAAGCUGGAAAAGGUGCAGCGAAGACUUAUCUUGGAUGCGUCAAAUAGGAAAGAACUGACCUCAGCUAGGGACAGGCGAGUCCCAAAUGUCAACGACUUCUGAUUGUCGGAGAAGUAUUCAACUGCCCCCGAGUUGACGGCUUCCCUGGCAACAAAAGGUUUAACUCCCUGAAAAAAAAACCCUUUCCCUUUUCCCUUUUGCCGCCCUGUCACUGCCAACGGACUUGUUACAGAGACUCUAUAAUUCCCAUAUAAAGACAAUCUACUAUUUGAACCUUUUUAUUUCCCUGGUUCCUCGUGAACUAGACCUAAUACUUGAACUUGACGUGCAAUCUACAUUAUUUUUAUAUUUGUCUACGUAAAAGUUGACUAUUCUUUAUUUAAUUACUACUGUUCAUGUUUGUAUUGUUCAAAGUGAAAGUUAUUUUUUUACCUGAAUAUUAUAAAUAUAUAUAUAUAUAUAUAUAUAUAUAUAAAUAAGGGCAUUGCAUCUAUUUUAUGAAGAUAUUGUUCAAUGUGAUCUGUAUUUUUCAUUCCUGUUUUAUGAAGAGUUACUAUAUGUUACAUUUUAUUACACCUGCCAAUGGGUUACAUUGAACUAUAAUAAAAUCAAAAAUUCACCAGA
Molecule: messenger RNA, 1784 nt
Organism: Rana temporaria (common frog)
Lineage: Eukaryota; Metazoa; Chordata; Amphibia; Anura; Ranidae
Gene: ADM
Product: adrenomedullin
Exons: 4
Coding region: 133-729 (198 amino acids)
Biological process (GO): adrenomedullin receptor signaling pathway; regulation of systemic arterial blood pressure; adenylate cyclase-activating G protein-coupled receptor signaling pathway
Cellular component (GO): extracellular region
Molecular function (GO): hormone activity; adrenomedullin receptor binding
Source: RefSeq, a predicted model, not a curated record